Molecule: messenger RNA, 5790 nt
Organism: Pocillopora meandrina
Lineage: Eukaryota; Metazoa; Cnidaria; Anthozoa; Scleractinia; Pocilloporidae
Source: the annotation of a GenBank genome assembly
AGUUUUAUUUCGAUAGAGUGAUGGAAGCUAGUGAGUUAGAAUGCUGUUUGACAGUGGAAAACUUCAAUUCCAACGGUGUGGUCACGAAACGGCGAAUCUUCAAGAGUAGUUGUCUUGGAUCGAGAAGAAUUUCGCACAUCGUCAGUAGUCAAUCUCCGUUGGGAAAAACUUUUCUCCUGAAGAAAAUAACCAUUCACAAACGGUUUUUACAGGAAGGGAUGGCUACCAUCAAACUUCUGGCACAGAUGAUUCAAAUAGUGUUUUCGAAUUGUCCACCGAAUCAGCUCGUGACGUUUUUAAAAUGUCUGUCAUUGAAACUUGCUCAAAGUAAACAAAAUGGAAUUGCAAGUAACAGAAGACGGCUUCUCAGUGAUAAAGCGCGGUCGUUUGAAAACAUAAGCCCUCCUACAGACAAGGAUUUCACAGUGGGCUGCAAGAAAAGACCCCUGGAAGAUAAGAACGGUGUGGCACCGAAGCGAAUUAAAACUACAGGUACAGAAAGCGAUUCGAAUUGAGGAAACGACGAACACAGCGGACCAGCAAGAAGACGUCUCAGCUCUUUGAGUUCUUGGCAAAUUAAUCUAAUACCUGAACAAUGGCAGUGAUAAACGCCAUAAGAGCUGGAAAGAGUGUGUUUUUUACUGUUAGUACCGGAAGUGGCAAGUCAUAUCUCUUGAAAUGUAGAAACGUAGAAACAUAUAAUCCAAUAAUAAUCCGAUACUUUAGCUAAAACAAAGCCUUGGUCUCACAUGUCAUUUGUUAUUUUGUUAUUGUUUUCUUUUAUCAGAGAACUGAGAACAUAAUUAAGAAUGGAGUUCUACAGGAAUUAUUCAAAUAAAAAUGGCUCAGGAUUUGGGUGUUUUCCAAGAAGUGCCAGGAAGAACAGGCUUAACAAGUCCACUCAAAUUCCACAUAUGGAGCAUCCAGAAGCUUAGAAAAGGUGACUGAAUUUUGAUAUUUGUAAUAUCCAUAAUCCAGGUUUUAUUGGUACUUGUUUAAUAUUUUUUUGAUUACUUUGUAUCAACUGGCAGUUGAUUUGUUUAGCACUGCUUUUAUAACUGCUUUGUGGCAAAAACAACAAAAAAAACAUUUAGACUGAAACUUUGUUCAAUUAUAUGCUUUGAUGUGUCACCCUUCUUUGCUGGUACAGUAGAUGGAAUAACAUUUUAAGGAAUCUGAAGUUUGGUUAUUGUUGUGUGCCCUCUAUCAUCUCACCCCCGAUCACAAAGAGUUUGUCCUAGCAAAUAUAGCAAGUUUACUUCUGCCUAUACUGGCUCACCCCAAGUUUUUAAACUUGUUUCUUCUCAAGUUUUGUCAUUUAAAAUGCUUGAAAAUCAAUCAGCUAUGUAGUUUAACAUAUGCACCCUUGUUUCAUAGAUGUCAGUCUUUCAAUAUGACUUUAAGCCUGCUUGAACAGUGAAGUGUGUUAGUUAGGAAGUGGUGGGGGCAAACUGGUAAAGGUGGGGGAAACUAAAUUUGAUGGGGUAAAUUUGUAAUGGGGCAAAGCCUCCAUACACCCCUUUUAAUGUUCCAGGGGGUAUUAGUUCUUGUUUUCUAUAUGCUAUGUUGCCUUGGUAUUUUCUGUUUCAUCACUGGUUCAUGUCUACACUCCAGGAUCAAAAAAAUUAGGGCAGUGUGGAACAUUCCAAGCCUUGCAUAACUUGAAGCAAUUUCCAAGUUGAUUUUUCAAUGAGUGCCUGAACCUACAACUAAAUGCCAAAUAAAUACAAGAAUUUGUUCCACUAAACACGAGUUUAGUGGAACAAGUCCUUGCUCAUACACAGCAAGGUUCCCAUUAAAUGAAUGAGUGAAUCACUCAAACAAUCAAUAGAAAAACCUGAAAGACCACACACUCAUAUAUGAUGCCAUCUUCUCUAGCUGAAUCCAGUCAUGCAUGCACUUGCUGAAAGUAGCCUGUGACGUGGGCUUCUCUCUUAACUCCUCAAGGACAAACAAUUCAAACUUGCAAAUUAAGUCUCAGUGGGGUGGGAAUUAAAAUGAUCACAGAAAAUUUAUGGCUUAACAAAACCUUGUUAUAAUGUUCAUGCAAAGCUUUACACAUAAUACAGGAUAUUUGACAAUACAUUUAGUAUUUGACAGAUACAUCAACAACAGACAAAAAGAAAAAUUAUAGCCUGAUCAAGGAAGCAAAUCUACCUUGACUGAUUUCCUUAGGUUUUUCAAUAAAAGGUUGCCUUAAUUGGUGUAGCUUAGCUUAAGUCUGUGGGAUAUUGGCAAAAUUCCCCGUCACUGAAGCAAGACAUUUCAGUUUUUUAUGCUUGGCCUCAAAUCUCCUACAUGGUGUAAGCACCAUUGGUCAAAGUCCAAAAGAAAGAAUUUAAGAAAGUGGCAGGCAAAUCAAAUUAUCAGUGAUUUCUUAGAACCAACACUUAAGUUUAUAGGAUGUUGCUGAGCUAAUAUACAGUUUGUAUCAGGGAUGUGAACUAUUCUGGUCAAGACCUACAUACCUUAACAUUGUCCAGGGGUAAUGAAUCAUGUAGUGCAUUCUAGGGAUUAGAGAUGGCUUUUAGUACAUCUGUACAAAUCUAGUGUGGUGGUCUUCAAAAAGGUCUUUGAUGAAUGCAGCUUUGUUGGCCGUUUAUAAUGGCUGGUGAAAAUACUGCAUCCAUAAUUUCUAAGAACAAGAUGUACAGUUGCCACUUUCAUCCUCAUGGCACAUGGCACAUGAGCACCAAUCAACAAGGGAAGAAAUCUUCCAAGGCACCACAUUUGAGACGCUUAAUAUAAAACAAAAAGCAUAUGAGAACAACUAAAUUGUUGGCAAAAUUGUUUUUUUAACACUAGUUGAAAUUUGAUUUUGCAUUACUCCACUUAUAUUUUCUAAUGGUGCCACACUACAGUUAAAAUCAAAGUAGUUUGCAAAUAUUUUCAACUUCAACACAAAUAAUCACCUUUCUGUUUAAGUGCGUUUGCUAUGGAUUCAAGAGUUUGAGCUGCAAUAGGUGAUUGAUUAUAAAAAGAUUCAGAAUAUCUAAAGUCGAAGUGCUGUCCAGAUCCAUAGAUUGAGCUGCUCUAAUGUGAAGUAACUUUGCUCUUUAAUUGAAUACUUAAGAUAUUCCCUGGUUUCAAAUAGGAGAACUCCUAUUCUUUGCAUCACCAGGAAGACCUCCAAUCAAAUGACAAUAACAAGACUGGUUUAAAAUAGAACAAUGAUUUAUACCAUAUACAGCAGUUAAGUUAGCAUCUGAAUACUCAAUGGAUGUGCAGUUGUUAUCAUAACCUGUACACUUUCUCAGCUGAAGGUCACCUUCAAUAAACUACAAUUUAGAUGAUUAAAUAUUGAAAAAUUUUCCUUUAAUAAAAAGAAUUGGAAUCCACACAGAAAAAAUCAGUUUAGCAAUUUAAUCAGCGCAAAACUCGCUAUAUUUUGAGCCAGUUUAUUUGAUGCCAGAGGCAAAAUGUGGGUGGGAGACCUUUAAGUUGAGUUAUGAUCAUGGCAAAUUAUUAUUAUAAUAAUGAAAUUCAUACCACUGAUUCAGCUAAUCAGCUUUAUUUACAUUAAUGACAAGAAUUACCAAUAGUGAGGGUUAAAGAUCUUUUUAGAGUAGAAAUUAAUCAUGCUGUUGUAAGGUAGUUAAAUUUUUUUAAUGAAUCUAAUUUGAUUAAUUACAUAGCAGUUAAAAUCAGAGUGUGUACUGCAAUCCUUAAUCACACGAGGCACCCCACCGAGGCAAAAAGAGUGUUCAUUACCAAACCUAUACUGAGAAAGUAUCCCUGCUUGGGGGAGAAGAAAAUCUUGGAAACAUCAGGGACCUGGAUAGUUUUUUUUUAAGACAUCUUAUUCUCCCAUUGCUUUAGAGACAACUUGCAACAACUGAUAUGUAAAGAUACAUGGUGUGAUUUGCAGGUUAUAUACUCUCUCCAUAUGAAAAUACUUUUUAGUUGGAUGGAUUCCAUUUUCAAUGUUCUGGACUUUCCAAAAAAAGUAUUUUUCUUAUGAUGAAAGUACGCACAAAAACACACAAAUUGCUCUACAGUGCCAAAAAAUCAUUUGAUAAUCCCAUUCUUCAGUUCUGUUGUUGUUAAACAACAACAGAAUUGAAGAAUCUUACAAUAUCAGAAUUCACUUUUUGAAUAAUGCUACCAGUCCCCUUUGGUAUAAAACUUAUGACAAUGACUUUGUAUGGUUAACAUUGAUGUAUUUCCUCUUCAUUUUACAAAUGUUCCACAAAUGUACAAACAUUUUUCACCGAUGGGUAUGUUUUUUUGGUAGUUUCAAACUGUUUUCAAUGCUUGUUCUUACUCCCAGUCUCAGGGCUCUGUUGAAAUAAAAAUAAUGAAUCGGAUGAAGAAACUUCAGUGAUUCAAGCACCCCUUAGUCACCACUGAAGGAGAGGAGAGGGCUACAAGCUUAUAGCCCUUUCACAGCUGUUUUAUGCAUAUUUAUUUUUUUAGCUUGCCAAAAAAGGUUACUGUUGGAGAAUGCAUAAUUUUUACAACUGUUGCAAUAUGUACGUGAUUACAUGCGCCAUCAAUGUCUAACUAGACUGAGAUCGAGUUACAUCUGUAUUGUCUUACAACGCUGUAUGCUACUGAAUGGUUGAUAAAAACGGAUCUUGAAACAACAACAAAUCAUGUUUCCUAUGUAUAUAACUAUUAAUCGCCAUUUAAGGAAUUUUUAUGUAGUUAUUUCAGCUGCUAAGUGUUUUAUAAUGAGUGUAAAUCAAAUAGAAAAUUGGAACCAUCUGAUAGGAUGAAUAAAAAUUGAUUUUAGCCCCAAUAAAACUGUUAUAGAGCUAAAGUUAGGUGUCAUUCAAACUUCGUUUGGAUUGCUUGCGUCACAUUACGUGCUUUCCUUUUGCCUUUACACGGGCUAAAUCAGUCACCCUUUAAAGGUAUUGUUUGCUUUAAAUGUACAGAUGCGAAAUAGCUCAAGUGGGGCCAUUUUUUAUCAUACCAAAAACCAUUUUAGUUCUGUUCAGAGGGCUGUUUUACAUACAGUAAUUAAGGCAUUAAACAGCUCCUGUCAAGAGCGUCGUUUCAGACCCAAAGAUGCCGAUUAAGUCAUUAAAUUUUAUUUUUUUUGACCUUACAUAGGCCAAAAGAGGCCACGAAAUCGGGGCAAAUUUUUACUCCCUCUUAGGUAUGAAUUGACUCCAGAAGGGCUGAUUUGGCCAUCCAAUCGUACCAUUUUAACCCCUUUACAAACCAAAACUACCCCUCAUUUUCCCAAAACAGCCCCGUAAUGAAGUCGUUUCGGCUGCCCCAUACAAGGUCAUUUCUGCCCCAUUUUGCUGAGGCCAAAAAAACUAUUUCCAGAGGGGCCAAAUCAGCCCCCAAAAUAGGACUAUAUUUUACUCUCCGAAAUGGCCCUAUUUUUGGGAAACUCCUUACAUGGAAAAUCUUCUUUCUACGCUCUUUUAUUUCCCACUCAUUGAUGUGUUUUCUUUUUUCUCAUGACAGCUGUAAGCUCUUAAAGAUCGAGGGGCGAAAAAAAGGAAAAUAUGUUGUAGUGGGCAGAAUAAACGAAAGCUAUGGUUAGCUUGUAAGUGGCUUGAUUUUAAACCUGCUCUAGUGUGUGCUAAAUUAAAAAGAUUGCUACACCUUCUUUUUAAGCAAAACCACAGCUUUUCAUUAUGUGUAUUGCUGAUUCUUGGUUGAGAUUUCCUCCGUUCCUAAAAUUCAGUGAGACAAUCUGUGGCUCACAAGGCUCAUUAGAACUUAGAUCUGCAUCUUGAUGAAAGAAAUUUCUUUAUCAAACCAAGCUGAAGCGUCAUCCUAAUGUCCUCUUUAUACGGUGUGUUCGUGCAUUACAGGCUAAUAUGCAAC